AUGGCACCGAAGCUCAUCUCGUUCUCGGUCAUCGCCAUCUUUCUGCUGGCUUGCCUAUCCCUUCUUGCGUGUGCAAGUCCAAUCCCCAUUAUUCUUCCACCCAGUGAGGGUAUCACUCUGUUCAAGGAUGUCGUUGCGCGUGAGGCUUUACCCGAAGUAGGGAUAUUGAAACGCGUGGCUGCUCCCGCGUUGGACCUCCAUGUCUUGUCGCGAGACGAAGACACAGGACAUACCACGGAACCCUCCAUACUCGUCGAUGAUCCUGACAAUGGACUGGAAGCACGCAUAUGUCGCUAUGGAUGUCUUUGA
Molecule: messenger RNA, 309 nt
Organism: Suillus paluster
Lineage: Eukaryota; Fungi; Basidiomycota; Agaricomycetes; Boletales; Suillaceae
Exons: 3
Coding region: 1-309 (102 amino acids)
Source: RefSeq, a predicted model, not a curated record